GUUCCUCAGUGCAACGCCAGCCAGCAAAGCGAUCGGUUCAGUUCGGUCGGAAAUCCAGAGUCUGCAUUAAGAAGAAACAUAAUCCGUAACUAUGGACAGCAAGCAGCCUCCACCGUACAGUGAACAGUCCGGAUACACUCCCGCACAAACCUAUCAGCCCGGUGGCCCCACCCAGCCACCUCUGUACCCACCGAUGCCGCAGCCACCGCAGUCCUCAACGGUGAUCAUCCAGACCACCACAACCUCCAACCUGGUGCCCAUCGGCAGUGGACCCACCCGGAUCCGCUGCCCCUCCUGUCACGCCGAAGUACUGACCACCGUGAAGGCCACUCCCUCCGGCAGGACGCACUGCUGGGCCCUCAUCCUGUGCCUGUUCAUCUGCUGGCCGUGCGUGUGUCUUCCGUACUGCAUGGACUCCUGCCAGAAUGCCAACCACUACUGCCCCAACUGCAGCGCCUACAUCGGCACCUACGAGAACUAACUAUCUAACGCCUAUUUAUGCAUAUAUACCUAUAGAGAACCCUAAGCACUAGCGUCAUAACCCAGAGAAAUUGAACUGUAAAUACACAUGUACGGACGUCA
Molecule: messenger RNA, 582 nt
Organism: Drosophila mauritiana
Lineage: Eukaryota; Metazoa; Arthropoda; Insecta; Diptera; Drosophilidae
Product: lipopolysaccharide-induced tumor necrosis factor-alpha factor homolog
Exons: 2
Coding region: 92-481 (129 amino acids)
Molecular function (GO): zinc ion binding
Source: RefSeq, a predicted model, not a curated record